Molecule: messenger RNA, 633 nt
Organism: Oldenlandia corymbosa var. corymbosa
Lineage: Eukaryota; Viridiplantae; Streptophyta; Magnoliopsida; Gentianales; Rubiaceae
Source: the annotation of a GenBank genome assembly
AUGAAGAUCGAUGAGGAAGAUGUUGUAGCAGUUCUAAACCUUCCCCGCGACCCGAGAAAAGUUUUGGAUACUUCUAAAGGUGGUGAUAAUUAUGAAUAUUACGAACUUGUUCAGGAAUGGAAAGGAAGAUGGGGAGGGGUACCAACCAAUGCUGUAAUUGAAGAUAACUUGGUUAAGCGCAAUGAUGCUGGUGUUAAUUUUGAAAGGGAUUUCAUUGUGUUUGUGGUAUCAAGUUUCUUGUAUGGUCACAAGAAUACUAAAUGCAAGUUCAAGGUUCUGAAAUCUUUGAAGGAUGUUGAAAAGAUCAAGGACUAUAAUUGGUGUCAAUAUACCAUCAAAGCUUUAGUGGAGUCACAAAUCAAAUGGAGAGUUAAAAGGACAGAAUCUUUCUAUUUUGAGCCACUUACCUUAUUAGUGCUUUGCUAUUUGGAUAGAACAGAAUACAUGUACUCUGAACCAAGGGUAUUCCCAGUGAUUAAAAAUUGGGAUACCGAUAAAAUCAAGAUAAGAUCAGAUAUGGAGAUCAGCGGUGAUGAGUUUGGAAAUGUUAGGGUACAUGAUCAUCUAAAUAUUCCUCUGGAACAGAAAGUUGAAGAUGAGGACUCCCAACAAAAAUCAAAUUGUGAUAAUUGA